Helianthus annuus (common sunflower) is the source of this 4463-nucleotide messenger RNA. RefSeq lists its product as uncharacterized. The record is from RefSeq and is a predicted model, not a curated record. Lineage: Eukaryota; Viridiplantae; Streptophyta; Magnoliopsida; Asterales; Asteraceae. The coding region runs from base 472 to 2184 and encodes 570 amino acids. The transcript is spliced from 2 exons.
AGCAAGUUUGUAAUAUUUACAAUUAAAAUCACUUCCGUAGGCAAAGUAUCCUACGGUUUGUCCUCAACAACAAUAUUUAAAAGAGGUCUUAGUUGGUCAUGGGUCCGGAUUAUUUAUGUGGGUCGGGUCAGGAUAUAACCCGAAUUGUAAAAAUAAAAAAUAAAAACCACAUUAAAAUAAAACGAAUUGCAUGCCAGUAUCUGAUCAUCUCCUUCGUAAGACCCUAGACGCCAUUGUCAUCUUCAACCUCUAGUUUCGCCAAACCUGCACCAAAUCGAGUGGUUCUUGGGUGUAACUUGCUUAGUUUUUCGAGGAGAACAAAACCUCAGUGUUCGUUUUAUACGAUUCUCGCUCGUUUGUGAGGAAUCAGAGAAGGAAGGGACGAACCCUAAUUUUUAAAAUUGGGGGUUUUCGUUUUUUUAGUUCCUGACGUUCAAUUUAGGUCCAAGCAAGUGUUUUCAGCAACAAAGGAUGGGCAGGACAAUCAAAAGCAAGAAUAAGGGUGUUGUUAGUUUGUCCGAACCAGCGUCAUCACGAUCCAUAAGACAAAAGAGAGUUGGGACAUCAAGGGGUCAGGAUGGUCCGUCAGGUGGAGCACAACUUGUAGAACAUGAACAUAGUGACAUUCCACGUAGAGCUGAAUGGACGGGUGGUUCAUUGCUGAAGAUCCACUCACACUGGCAAUUAAACGCAUUUAAUGAAAAAAUGGCGAAGAAUUCUAGUAGAGAGGCUGGGUUUCAGUGGGAGAAGGAGAUGACUAUGGAUCAGUUCCGACUGUUUGGGAUAGUUCAGAAAUUUGAAGCAUUAGGUUGGGAAGCCGCUUUAAGUUGCUAUGAUGGUGAAAGUGAAAGGUUGUAUCUGGAUGAUGUUCAACAAUGGGUUGGGACUUUGAAAAUGGACCCUGGUAGACGUCCACCGAAAACAAUGUCGUUGACGGGUAGAGCUGGUGGAGUUGACGUAACAAUGUCAAUGGAGACACUUAAUGAAAUCGCUCGAUUUUAUUCAAAACCAGCCAGUCAAUACAGUUACCCUACUGAGGAAGAAUUAAAACAUCCUGAGAAGCAGUCGACAUGGGAUGUAAUGUUGGAUGAGAUUUUUCUAGAGGGGAAGGGUAGAGGUGCAGAUAAAAAGAAGGAGGAACUAAGAGUACCAGCGAGGUUAUUGUUAACAAUAGUGCAACAACAAGUCAUGCCAAGAAAAAGUGACAGAGCAUCUGUGAGGAAUCCCGAUGUGCCUAUUUUGUACUCUUUGAUCAUGAGCAGACCGAAGAUCUCUUUUAGAUAUCUUGUUAUGAUGAACAUUUGGAUGUCUAGGAAUGAUUUCAAAAGGUGGCAGAUCCCACAUGUUCGUUUGAUUACCGCAUUGCUGAAACGACAUGGGGCAAUUAGAGAGGGUUCUCCUUUUCACAUUGUGCAGAAAAAGUUCACACCAUGGACCUUGGAUGGGUUGAACAAAUUUGGAUGGAAGUAUACCCGAACAGAACGUUACCACAAGUUAAAGCAUCAAGGUAGAAAAUGGAGGGUUUUGAGACCCGAUGCUAGGCAAUUGGAGCCGGGUGAGAGAGAUGAACCUCAGAGUGAUGAUUCAGUGAUGGGUGAAAGUGAUGGUGAAGACGCUGAGGUUGAUGAGGGGCCUUCUGAUAGGGCCAGGGCUGGUGUUGGUUCGAGCAUGCUUCAACUUAGGGGUAUGCAGUUUGGCUUUGAGGAUACUUGUCCAGGGUUGGAUCAGUUGGUGCAGCAGGCAAGACCUUCCGACUAUGGCGAAUGGCCUGCUUAUUAUCAGGCAAUCUUUGAUCAGAAUACCCGAGGCUUUGCGCAAUUAAGAUGGGAUGCUCAGCGAAAUUAUAGUAGGCAGGAGCUUUGGAACCGCAUUCAUGAAUAUACUCACCAAAGGGAGAUCAAUCACAGGGCUGAGGAUGAUCGACAGAGGCGGUUGCACACAGCAUGGCGUACAGGUCAGCCGGUGGUGGAAAACCCACCACACAUUGACUACACUUCCCUUCCGCCUUAUGAUGGUUCAGUUGACUACCCAGUGCCUCCGGUUCACCAUUCAGAGUGGGUGGACCCACACCAAGAGCGCGCUCAAAAUCAGGAGGAAGGUCGGGUAGUAGGAGCAUUUGGAUUCGGGGAAUUUGUGGACACGUUGACGUCCAUCUUUGGACCUCCUCAGCAUCGUUAUCACUGAGCACUCGCUGAUCGGUGUCGAUCAGGUCCAUGUGUUCUUCCUAUCUCUUGUGUUUUGUAUUUUUUUUUCUUAUAUUGUGUGUUGGGUGGUGGUUUAGACCAUAGGCGGUUUGGCGGUGUUUUGUUUUGUUUAUUUGUGUAGGAUUUAUGUGGUUGUCUCUUUGGUGGUGUAAAACAUUAUACUAUGUGUUGGGUAUGGUAUUAGUGGGUUUUUGUCUUGUGUAGAUGGAUGGGUGGUUGAAAUGAGUCGCUUGAAUGGGAUAAAUUGCAUGUUGGUAAAUCACACAUUUGACCAUAAAACCUAUACAUUGGGGACAAUGUAUCCCAAGUGUGGGGAUGAGGGAAGUUUUUGAAAAAUUGAAAAAUUUUAAAUUUUUGUCUUAAAAGCGGUCUAAUCGGGCGUGAAAGCGGCUUUUUCAGUACAUCUACUCGUCUCUGCUUGUGGUGCGCGGGUCCUUAGUCAUGGUCUAAUCUUACAGAAUAGAAUAGUAAUAUGAGCCGUUUUCAGCAGGUGUUUUUAGAAAAAAAAUGUUUAGAACUUGCCUAACUAGGGGUGACAAGUUGUUGGUAAUAAAUGCAUGCACACAUCGGUAACCUUAUUCCCCACGUUAGUGAGAUUUUGAGCCUACUAGACUGUUAGUUGAAUUGAGAUUUAUAUAUUCAUUUGUUGAGAGUAGGUCGUAUGUUUCUCUGUUUUAGAACUUGUGUGAUUCGAUACAUGCUGAGACUUUGGGCUAGAUAUAUGCACAUAAAUGAUAAAGGCACAUUAGGAUCUCCUUUUUCUUUUACACCUUUGAUAACCGAUUACCCAAAAAUUAACCAUAGUAGCCAACUUUGAGCCUUAUACCUGUUCGUUUGUCAAACCCAAGUCAUUAUCCAAACCGACCCGUUACAUUACCAACCGUAAAUGACAAUCUAUGUGUUCAGUUGUUUAUGUUGUUGAAAAAAAAAAAGUAGUAGCGAUGAGAAAAAAGAAAAAAAAAAAGAGAAAAAGAGAAAAUUCAGUCAAGUAAAUAGGCCAAAUGGUCGAAAUAGGCGGCUGGAGAAAAAUAUAUAUUUGUUAUUUAUUAAGUUAGUGUGAAUAAAGAUUGUCAUGUAUUGGUAUCUCCCUAUUCGUUUAGCCACUUAAAAUAGCAAAAACAAAAAAAAAAAAAUCACCACCUUUACCCUAAGCCCAAAACCCGUAAGUCCUUUAGAUAUGUGCGUUGUCUAUGUGAUAGAGUGGAGGUGUGAUUGUCAUACAAGCAUAUGAAUACAGAGUUUCAUGUUCGGUUAAUGAGUGUUUCAUACUAGCGCAUUACAUGCUAGUUCAGAUAUUAAACCGAGGGGAGCGACAGAUUGUGAGGGGUGUGUUGCAUGAAAAUAAAAACCGGGAGCAUGUUAGGCUUAGUUGGGCGAGUUCUGUUUAAAAAUGUGUACUGUGUUUGCUUGCUGAAUUAACACAUCUAAUGCUAAUCAAGGAUGGGGUAUGACUUUGGACCCUAGCUAAUGCAUAGUGGGGGCGUUUGGGGUAUUCGUUAUUUGUCCGUGAUAACGUUUCGAAUGGAGUUGCUUGAGGGCAAGCAAAGGUCAAGUGUGGGGAUGUGAUGGAUGGUAUUUGGAUUGUGAUUUAUAUGCGUUUAAUGUCCAAUCUUAUGCAUAUUUGAGUGUUUAUAUGUGUGGAAUUGGAUAACUAUGAGAAAAUGAUGCUUUGCAGGUUAAAUGUGAAGAUUAGAGGUGUUUUGGAGAAUGCAAAUGGAGAGUAAAUAAAGAUAUCAAAGCAUGAUAUGAUAGAGAAUUGGAUUACAAAGACGUGGGCGCAAACGGGGAAGAAAACGGAGUUAAAACGAAGAAGUUAUGAAGAAAACAGUUUUGUGAAUAAGCUGCCGACAGUAGCCUACGGAUCUGACAGUAGCCUACGGUUCAGGGGUUACGGAAAUCAGGUUUAAUAUGCGAAAAUUAGGUUUUUAUGGGGAUCUUUUACUCCAUUCGACCUGUGACGAUUUUGGGGAGACCAUUAGGGGAUUUUGGGGCAUUCUUCCACAAUUCCACACCUUCCAAUCAUCUCCUAAUCAUCAAUCAUGCAAUUUCUCAUCAAGAUUGAAGAUCAAAUCAAGAGCAUGAGCGGCUAAACCACCUGUGAUCAUCUUCGGGGUUAGGGUUUAUGUACGAAACGUUGGUUUGCUUAUUGUUACAACUUUUUGGAUUAGGAUUCGAUUAAACUUUCGGUUAGUCGUUCCUAUUGUUUUUGUUUUGAUUAAACAUUAUUUGAUUAUCGUAUUCAUUCGUGUUCAUCAAUUA